GGUUCUCGUGAUUGGUGUUAUGAAAUCAGAGCAUGCUGAAUAAUAAAACUUCUUGUUGAUAACUGAACCCAAGUCAAUGGGAAGAAACAACGAAACCAGCAGUGUCUCUGAGUUCAUCCUCCUGGGACUUUGCUCCCGGCCUGAGGUCCAAAAGCCACUCUUUGUUCUGUUCCUCAUUGUGUACCUCGUCACUGUAACAGGAAACCUGCUCAUCAUCCUGGCCAUUCUCUUCAACCUCCGUCUUCAGACACCUAUGUAUUUCUUCUUGAGUUUUCUGUCUCUCACUGAUAUUUGCUUUACAACAAGUGUUGUCCCCAAGAUGCUGGUAAACUUCCUGUCAGAAAAGAAGACCAUCUCCUAUGCGGAGUGUCUGACACAGAUGUAUUUCCUCUAUGCCUUUGGCAACAGUGACAGCUGCCUUCUGGCAGUCAUGGCCUUUGACCACUAUGUGGCCAUCUGUGACCCCUUCCACUAUGGCACCACCAUGAGCCACCACCGCUGUGUCCUACUGGCGGCCUUCUCCUGCUCAUUUCCUCACCUCCACUCACUCCUGCACACUAUUCUGCUGAAUCGUCUCACCUUCUGUGACUCCAAUGUUAUCCACCACUUUCUCUGUGACCUCAGCCCUGUUCUGAAAUUGUCCUGCUCCUCCACAUUUGUCAAUGAAAUUGUGCUGAUAACAGAAGGGCCUAUCGUUUUGGUGACUCCUUUUAUAUGCAUUGCUUUCUCUUAUAUACAAAUCCUCAUUACAGUUCUCAAGAUUCCCUCGACUUCUGGGAAACGCAAAGCUUUUUCCACCUGUGGUUCUCACCUCACCGUGGUAACACUCUUUUAUGGCAGCAUCUUCUAUGUCUAUUUACAGCCCCCAUCCACCUACACCGUCAAGGACCACAUGGCAACAAUUGUCUACACAGUUUUGUCAUCCAUGCUCAAUCCUUUUAUCUACAGCCUGAGAAACAAAGACCUGAAACAGGGCCUGAAGAGGCUUAUGAGCAAGAGAUCAUAGGAAGCAUCCUCUUGAAAAACCCAUAAGUGGAAUCUGCUCAAC
Molecule: messenger RNA, 1048 nt
Organism: Saimiri boliviensis boliviensis (Bolivian squirrel monkey)
Lineage: Eukaryota; Metazoa; Chordata; Mammalia; Primates; Cebidae
Product: olfactory receptor 1L8
Biological process (GO): G protein-coupled receptor signaling pathway
Cellular component (GO): membrane
Molecular function (GO): G protein-coupled receptor activity; olfactory receptor activity
Source: RefSeq, a predicted model, not a curated record